AUGCUUCGUUUUACAUUGGUUUCUCUUGUUUUCCUUGUCUGUGCUGCCAAUGCGAACCUUCUCGAUUCAAUUGUCGGAAAAAAAGUUGUGGUAGUUACUGAAGAAGAGACAGAGAAGGUCCAACUUGCAUCUGACAACGCUGAGCCAUCAGAUGAAACUGCCCUAGCUGUUAUUGACAAUGAUACCCCCAUUGCUGCAAUGGAUGAUCUUGGUGCCGAAGGACAAUCUAAUGGAGCUGUGAUCCGUGCUAAACGAUACUAUGGGUGCGGUUGUGGAUGUUGUGGCUGCGCUACAGUAGACCCUGCUGCAACACCGGCCCCAUGUGGAUGUGGAUGCUGCGGAUGCGGCUAA
Molecule: messenger RNA, 351 nt
Organism: Caenorhabditis remanei
Lineage: Eukaryota; Metazoa; Nematoda; Chromadorea; Rhabditida; Rhabditidae
Exons: 2
Coding region: 1-351 (116 amino acids)
Source: RefSeq, a predicted model, not a curated record